Messenger RNA from Talaromyces amestolkiae, 405 nucleotides. RefSeq lists its product as uncharacterized. NCBI's taxonomy places the organism in Eukaryota, Fungi, Ascomycota, Eurotiomycetes, Eurotiales, Trichocomaceae. Gene Ontology annotation, cellular component: DASH complex; mitotic spindle. The transcript is spliced from 2 exons. The coding region runs from base 1 to 405 and encodes 134 amino acids. Gene Ontology annotation, biological process: attachment of spindle microtubules to kinetochore. The record is from RefSeq and is a predicted model, not a curated record.
AUGAGCCACCUCCGAAGCACAACUCCCUCCAGAGACACCAGCAACACCAGCGGCAACGAGAACAACCCCCUCCUCAGCUCCUCGGGCGGAUUGGUCAGUGAACUCGAGCAGGAAGUCCUCGAUGAAUAUGCCCGCUUACUCGAGAAUGUGAAUAAGCUAGGCGAUGCCCUCGCCAAUCUCGCCGAUAACCCCGCUUCGCUGACACUAGAUGGCCUGCGCCUCCUCGAACGCAAAACGGCGACUGUGUACACGCUGUUGAAAGCCAGUGUUUAUAGUAUUGUGUUGCAGCAGCAGAUUAUUAAUGAUGGUGAAGCCGGUACUGCUGCUGGAACAGAUGGAGGGUAUGGGUAUCAGCAUGACGAGUCGGGGAUGCAGGGAGGUGAUGGGGAUACGGUUAUGCGAUGA